UCAUUGUUACUGAGAGGUGAAAUGGCGCAGCAAGGAGCUCAGCUGGACCGAGAAAACUUUUGUUGUUCGAUCUGUUUGGAUCUAUUGAAGGAUCCGGUGACUAUUCCCUGUGGACACAGUUACUGCAUGAGCUGUAUUAAAAACUUCUGGGAUGAAAAUGAUAAGAAGGAAAUCUACAGCUGUCCUCAGUGCAGACAGACCUUCACACCGAGGCCUGUCCUGAUGAAAAACACCAUGUUAGCAGUUUUAGUGGAGCAGCUGAAGAAGACUGGACUCCAAGCUGCUCCUGCUGAUCUCUGCUAUGCUGGACCUGAAGAUGUGGCCUGUGAUGUCUGCACUGGGAGGAAACUGAAAGCCCACAAGUCCUGUCUGGUAUGUCUCGUCUCAUAUUGUGAGAAUCAUCUUCAGCCUCAUUAUGAAUCAACAAAAUUUAAAAAACACAAGCUAGUUGACCCUUCAGAGAAGCUCCAGGAGAACAUCUGUUCUCUUCAUGAUGAGGUGAUGAAGAUGUUCUGUCGUACUGAUCAGCAGAGUAUCUGUUAUCUCUGCUCUGUGGAUGAACAUAAAGGCCACGACACAGUCUCAGCUGCAGCAGAAAGGACUGAGAGGCAGAGAGAGCUCGAGGUGAGUCGACUAAACAUCCAGCAGAGAAUCCAGGACAGAGAGAAAGAUGUGAAGCUGCUUCAACAGGAGGUGGAGGCCGUCAGUCGCUCUGCUGAUAAAGCAGUGGAGGACAGUGAGAAGAUCUUCACUGAGCUGAUCCGUCUCCUCCAGAAAAGAAGCUCUGAUGUGAAGCAGCAGAUCAGAUCCCAGCAGGAAACUGAAGUGAGUGGAGUCAAAGAGCUUCAGGAGAAGCUGCAGCAGGAGAUCACUGAGCUGAAGAGGAAAGACGCUGAACUGAAGCAGCUCUCACACACAGAGGAUCACAACCAGUUUCUACACAACUACCCCUCAGUGUCACAACUCAGUGAACCUACAGACUCAUCCAGCAUCAAUAUCCGUCCUCUCAGAUACUUUGAGGAUGUGACAGCAGCUGUGUCAGAGCUCAGAGAUAAACUACAGGACAUCCUGAAGGAGGAAGGGACAAACAUCUCACUGACAGUGACUGAAGUGGACGUUUUACUGUCAGAUUCAAAAACAGAGCCCAAGACCAGAGCUGAGUUCUUAAAAUAUUCAUGUGAAAUCACUCUGGAUCCAAAUACUGCACACAAAGACGUGUUAUUACAUGAGGGGAACCGAAAAGCAGAAGUCACAGCACAACAACAGUCUUAUUCUAGUCAUCCAGAUAGAUUCACUGGAUGUGAUCAGGUCCUGAGUAGAGAGAGUCUGACUGGACGUUAUUACUGGGAGGUGGAGUGGAGAGGAAGUAUAGUUCGUGUCGCAGUCGCAUACAAGAAUAUCAGCAGAGAAGGAGGUGCAAUUAAAUAUAUAUUUGGAAACAAUGACAAAUCUUGGGCUUUAAGAUGUUAUGAUAACAAUUAUGAAUUCUGGUUCAACAAUAUUAAAACUCUCGUCCCAGGUCCUCGUUCCUCCAGAGUCGGAGUGUACCUGGAUCACAGAGCAGGUAUUCUCUCCUUCUACAGCGUCUCUGAAACCAUGACUCUCCUCCACAGAGUCCAGACCACAUUCACUCAGCCUCUCUAUGCUGGACUUUGGCUUAAUUCUGUUGGAGACACAGCUGAGUUUUGUGAACUCAAAUAGACUGAAGUCAUUACAGACAUCAUGUGUCAGAUUCUGUGUUGUAAUUCUUCAUUUUUUGUCUCCAUGUUUCUGAACUGCACAGAGAUCAGCUGUCAAAUGGUUGUCAAUACUGCUUUCCUUUUCAUUUGUUUUGUUCCGUUAAUGUUUUGCAUUUCUUUAAAAUACACUUUUUACCCAUGGAAGCUAACACUGAUCAUGAUGAUGUUGUCUUUGUUCGAAAUGUAAGUUCCAUGUUUGUAUUGAUGUAUUUGUUUCAUGUUGUAAAACCCCAACUUAUUAUCCUGAUAAUAGUCAAUAAGGGGAUCAUGUAUUAUGUUCUUAUACAUCGCUGAAAUUCUGUGUUAAACGUAUUGUGUGAUUGAAAUUAAUCUGAACAUUGAAUCAUUGAACAAGAGUCAUUUAACAAACUUUACUGAUUGCAUGUGUGAAAAAAUUGAAGCUUUACAUCAUGAAUAAAGAAGUUUAUCUCAAGAAUGAACAAAGUAUCUUCUUCUGUCUUCAUUUCAGGAUCUCAUGCAAAGCUUGUGGAGAAAAUAUGAAACUAAUAUGAAAGUUUAUUUGAGGCUGU
Molecule: messenger RNA, 2269 nt
Organism: Scomber japonicus (chub mackerel)
Lineage: Eukaryota; Metazoa; Chordata; Actinopteri; Scombriformes; Scombridae
Product: tripartite motif-containing protein 16-like
Exons: 1
Coding region: 22-1701 (559 amino acids)
Molecular function (GO): zinc ion binding; protein binding
Source: RefSeq, a predicted model, not a curated record